Neltuma alba is the source of this 567-nucleotide messenger RNA. Its product is annotated as pseudo histidine-containing phosphotransfer protein 6-like. Gene Ontology annotation, biological process: phosphorylation; phosphorelay signal transduction system; cytokinin-activated signaling pathway. The record is from RefSeq and is a predicted model, not a curated record. The transcript is spliced from 5 exons. Lineage: Eukaryota; Viridiplantae; Streptophyta; Magnoliopsida; Fabales; Fabaceae. Bases 1 to 567 code for a protein of 188 amino acids. Gene Ontology annotation, molecular function: protein histidine kinase binding; histidine phosphotransfer kinase activity. Gene Ontology annotation, cellular component: cytoplasm; nucleus.
AUGUCAAUCCAAAGAUAUCCUGAACCAUUGGCGCAGCAGUAUAUAUACCUGCCGGCCGGGGUGGGAGAAGAAGCAGGGCAAACGGGGGUUCCGGUGUGGCAGCUGGGGUUGGGCGGCGAACGGCUAUGGGCCGACAUGAACCGCCUGCUCUCCUUCCUCUUCCAUGAACAAGUCCUCGACGAGCAGUUCCUGCAACUUCACCGGCUCCAAGACCACUCCUCUCCCUACUUCGUCUCCGAAGUUUUCUCCAUCUAUUUCCACGAGUCCGAGAAACUCCUCUCCUCUCUUCGAUGUCUCCUAAUGGAUAAGGAGUCAUCAGACUUGAAGAAAAUGGGAAUCCAUUUGAAUCAGUUGAUGGGUAGCAGUUCCAGCAUCGGUGCCAAGAGAAUCAGAAACGUCUGUGUUGCCUUCCGUGCUUCUAUUCGCCUCAACAAUCGCCCUGGAUGCUUGAGAGCUUUGGAGAUGCUGGAGCAGGAGUAUUGCUAUCUCAAGAACAAGCUACACGAGUUAUUCCGAAUAGAGCAGCAACGCGUUUUGGCAGCAGGGGAGAUACCCGCCAGCAGGUGA